GCCUGAUGAGUAAUUUUACUCCUUUCAAAAAAGUGUCUAAAUAACCAUUACAACUGCUCAAAAGCUUUGCCAUAAAGCAUGAUAGUCUUUAUUGUAGGAAUUAGGAAUGAUUUCAUGAAUGAAUGAAUUCGAUGAAUGGAGAAACAUCAAGAUAUAUAAAAACAGAAAACCCAAGAUGUMUGGCUUUAAAACCAGAGCCUGAGAAAAUUACAGGAAAGAAAGAAAUUGACUGACUAAAUUGAUGACCACCCCACUAAAAUUGCAAAUUCUACCUCUGCGUUUCGUCUUGCGUGACAUAAGAGUCGUGCAUCGGUAUACAAAAAACAUGGCGGACCUCAGUGGAGUAAAAAAGGAAAGAGUGUUGGUGGUAGGAGCUGGAGUGAUUGGACUAACGACAGCAUUAACACUUGCUGAACACGGGUACAGAGUAAGAAUUUUAGCACGAGAAUUCGUCGCAUGUGAUGAUAAAUCAAAACUAACGUCGCAAGUAGCAGCAGCAUUCUGGGGCAUAAACACGUCUCCUGGCUGCGAAGAAAAGAAAAAGAAUUGGUGUUUAUAUAGCUAUAAAAAGUUCGUCAAACUAGCUGAGAAUCCACAGAAAACAGGAGUGUUUAUAAGGGAACUACUAUUCGUCUAUCCACAUCUGAUUGACAUGGACCCGCACACUAAAGAAACGAAAAGCAAUUUUCAAAAGUACUUGCCUGGAAAUCCCCUUCGUCAUGAUAAAAACCUCUUGAGGGAAAAAGGUCUGUCCUUGGAAUCUGGACUUCAGGACGCCAUGUCGAUACACGUGCCGGUGAUUGAAACAGACAUGUUUAUGUACUGGUUGACUCAACAGUGCAUAUCAAAAGGAAUUGACUUCAUCCAAGGAACCGUCGAUUUCUUAUUAGAAAACUGUGAUUCUCUACGAAGAACACAACGAGCGGACUGUAUUGUCAACUGUACAGGGCUAUCAGCAAGAAAUCUAGUUCAAGAUCACAAUGUUUAUCCCCGUUUAGGCGUGGGCCUAACCUUGCGUAAUGGCGAYAGGAUGUUUCCUGUCCCUGAAAACUGCGCUAUACGUGGCAAAAUCUGGUAUCAAGAUGGUGCUAAAGCUGGAGAGGUCGCCAUCGUACCAAGAGGUGAUCACAGUCUAUGGCUUGGUACGAUGCAGUUAGAAUCAUACGACAAGAACAUCGGUCUUUCACAYCCUKCAGURCARAGAAUGCUUCARGAAUGUCAAACCAUCUAUCCACCKCUUAAAAACAUAAAUCAAGACGACCUUCGUGUAACAGUUGGUAUACGACCCAUGCGUCGAGGAGGCCCACGCGUGGAACGCGACACACGUUACCCUUUCUUAAUUCACAAUUAUGGRCAUGGRCAMUUUGGCGUGAUGGAAUCGUGGGGUUGUGCAAUARACGUAUUUCAUAUUUUACAAAAMUCAUCGUGUUCUAAAUUAUAGGGAUUUGUACCAUAAGUUGGUAUAACAUUAUAAAAUAAUAAUUAUAUAAUAAGAGGUCUUUUAUUAUUCCAAKAUAAAAGUACAUUUCUUUGGUUACAAUAUAAGCGCUAGAUUUAAUUAUAUAAAUAACUCAACAAUAUCUAAAAAUAAGUCUUUUGAUAAAAAYGUUUUGAAAUUUUAUGGUGCGAAGAAUUAUGGGUUUUAUUAAAGUAUUAUCAUAACACAAAUGCAUGUCAAAAAAAUUAGCAACAAUACUAUAAAAUAUAUCAAAGAGGCAGGGCUCCAGCCUCGCACUUUUC
This is a messenger RNA of Exaiptasia diaphana, 1740 nucleotides long. Its product is annotated as probable D-amino-acid oxidase. The record is from RefSeq and is a predicted model, not a curated record. The coding region runs from base 242 to 1441 and encodes 399 amino acids. Lineage: Eukaryota; Metazoa; Cnidaria; Anthozoa; Actiniaria; Aiptasiidae. Gene Ontology annotation, molecular function: FAD binding; D-amino-acid oxidase activity. The transcript has 10 exons.